AAAUUGUUGUAUUUACAUUUCUAGCAAAAUUGCAUUUUCUUUAUCAGACAAUAUUUGCUAAAACUAAAUAUAAACGUAAAAAAUGCAUCAAGCUUAUAAUGUACACAAAAUUUUGAAGCAAGGUGUUCAAAUAGAAUCAAUUGCCGCCUAUGAUAACAAUGUGAUACUUGGCACACGCAGUGGUCAACUCAUCAUGUACUCCGUUGGCGAAGAUGGUGCUGUGGAUAUGCUAAUGUUUAAUAAGAAUUUCAGCAAAAAAGCAAUAGUACAGAUGCAGGUCAUACCAGCGGAACAUUUGCUUUUUGUGCUCACCGACAACGUAGUGCAUGUUUGUGAUAUUAGUCAAGUCGGUAGUAAUUUCACGUUUAUACAUAGUGCCAUGGCUACAAAAGGCUGUACGCUCUUCGCUUUGGACGUAAAGCCCACGAAAUUACCAAAUGGCGAGAUGACCACUGUCAUUGGCAUUUGCUGUGCAAUAAAACGUCAAUUACAAUUCUUCUAUUGGAAACAGGAUAAGUUAAACACGUUCAGCUUUAGUAUCGAACUAAAAGAUGUGCCGAAAGCACUUUGCUGGGUGGACGAUGCCGUUUGCAUUGGCUUCAAGGAUGAAUAUGUUAUAUACAAUAUGCUCGCUAGCAAACCUGAAAAACAUGAUUUGAUUGUCACCUCGUCGUCACACAGCAUGGAUCCCUGUAUUUGUCUUAUAAAACACAAAAUGCUUGGCGUCUCCAAAGAUCUAUAUCUUGUGCCCAUUGAUCCUAGUGACUAUGCUGAUGAAAAACUAAAGGCGCACAGUGCAUUGGAAGGAGCAGUUGGUAAUGUUGAAGUUAAGAACAAACCCAAGUUAGUGAUGUGGAGUAGUCCUUUGCUUGAUAUAGUUUGGGAUGAACCCUAUGUGAUUGGACGUGUGGCAAAUGGUAUAGAAGUGCGCAGUAUGGAAACCGGUAGCAUUAAUAAAGACACACUGGUACAAACCAUACCAGAAUUAAAUAAAACGAAACUGUUAGCGCGCUCUGGCAAAGGUACCAUAUUUGCCGCAGCAAUAUCAGAGCUAUGGUGUAUACGUAUGGUAGAAGUGCCGACGCAGCGUAAGAUUUUGUUGCAACAAAAGAAAUUCCAAUUAGCCAUUGGCUUGACGAAAAUAUCCGAGGAACCAGAUGAUAUCAAAGCAUCAACAAUACGCGAAAUACACAUGCGUUAUGCACGCGAGCUGUUCUCCAACAAACAAUUUAGCGAUUCCAUGAAAGAAUUUGAAAAAGCCGCUGCUGAUCCAUAUGAUGUCAUACGGCUAUUUCCAAAUUUGCUACAGGAUCAGGCGCUCAAGUCGACCGAAGUAGCCGUGCCCGCGCCACCCACACCACAGUUGGAGGAAAAAGACAUGGAGCAUGCGCUGUUAGCCUUGAUCGAAUUUUUGGCAUUAGCACGCCAAAAAGAAGUUGUGAAGCUACGGGACACUAAAAGUACAUCCAAAUCACUAUUGUCCAUUAUCGAUACAACAUUAUUGAAAUGCUAUUUGCAGACCAAUGAUUCACUUGUUGCGCCUCUACUGCGCUUGAAUCAAUGCCAUUUGGAAGAGUCGGAAAAGACAUUGAAAAAGCACGACAAAAUAUCGGAGUUGAUUAUACUGUACCAAAUGAAUGGGAAACACAAGAAAGCAUUGGAACUGUUAAAGGCACAAGCUACCGUUGAAGGUUCGAGUCUGUAUGGUUAUGAUCGUACAAUUAAAUAUUUACAACAACUGGGCAGUCCACAAUUGUCACUAAUUUUUGAAUUUUGCGACUGGGUGUUGAAGGAAGCACCCGAAGAGGGUUUACGUAUUUUUACGGAUAAUUUCAUUGAGGUGGAAAAUUUGCCACGAGCUAGUGUGCUCGAUUUCUUACUAAGCCGCCAUAAGGCCUUAGUCAUACCAUAUUUGGAACAUGUUAUUAAUGUAUGGAAGGACAGCAACACCUUAUUGCACAAUGUAUUGACAAAACAAUAUCGCGAAAAGGUGCACAACUUGCUCGAAGAAGUAAAGAAAGAAGAAACGUCGGACAAGAGUGAUGCGGUGGAAAGUUUGCAGAAAUACCGUGAGAAGUUGUGUGAAUUUUUAAAGACCUCACAGAACUAUUCACCGGAGGUAGUACUGAAAGAAUUCCCAACAAAUGAACUGCUCGAGGAGCGUGCAUUGAUACUGGGACGCCUAAAAGAGCAUGAAAAAGUAUUGGCGAUAUAUGUGCAAGUACUCGGUAAUGUACAGCAGGCUGCUGAAUAUUGUGAAGCGAAUUAUGAAGACGACAAGAACAUUUUUGCCACACUACUCACGACAUUAUUAAAUCCUGCACGACAACCGCCAUACGAAGAUGUCGAAUUACAUCCUGAUUUUUUACGACCCAACGAAGACAUCAUAUUGGAUUUGCUAAAUAAAUAUGCGGAAAAAAUCGAUCCAUAUGUAGUUAUACCGUUACUGCCGGAUGAUAUGCCAGCACAGCCCUUAUGGAAUUACCUAGAAAUUGUAUUGCGUGCCGAAAUGGCGGAAGAGCAUGAGAGAGAAAUAAUGGUUGGUAUGCUCAAAGCAGAAAUUAAGCGUGUGAGGAAAGAAAUACAAGCCGAGGAGAGUAAAUACGUCGUAUUAACGGAGUUCACAGUGUGUCCACAGUGUAAGAAACGUUUCACAAAUCCACCCGCUUUCGUACGUUAUCCCAAUGGGGAAGUGGUACAUCUGUCUUGUCACGACAAAUACGCGCAGUCGAGUUCGACUUCUAGUAGCUAGAUAUUUAGAAUAUUACAUUAGAAGGAAUUGUAAAUAUUAUAAUCACAUAGAGGUAUGCACGGCGACUGGCAAUCCAUUUCCACAGCAGUCAGAGUCUAUGUAACCGGAACGAAGCCAGAUUUAUAUCCAAAGUCUCUUUUAUUAAUAUUAAUUUUAUAUAAAUUCAUAAUAAACAGUAUUCUUAAACAGUC
Zeugodacus cucurbitae (melon fly) is the source of this 2943-nucleotide messenger RNA. It is a transcript of the gene Vps39, whose product is annotated as vam6/Vps39-like protein. Gene Ontology annotation, biological process: vesicle-mediated transport; intracellular protein transport; autophagy. The coding region runs from base 83 to 2752 and encodes 889 amino acids. NCBI's taxonomy places the organism in Eukaryota, Metazoa, Arthropoda, Insecta, Diptera, Tephritidae. The record is from RefSeq and is a predicted model, not a curated record. Gene Ontology annotation, cellular component: membrane; cytoplasm. The transcript has 9 exons.